CUCGCGCGCUUACGUCACAGCUUCUUGUGACAUCAGAGCUGCAGCAUGGCGGUCAAGGUGCAGUCAACAAAAAGGGCAGAGGUCAGCGAAUUAAAGGGAGUAUUUCUGAAGUUUUGCAGCGUGACCAAGGAUGGGGAGCAGUUCAUGACUCCGACAGACUUCGUGCAGAGAUAUUUGGGCUUACACACAGAUCCACUAUAUAACCCAAAGACUGUACAGCUUCUAGCUGGGGUGGCAGAUCAAACUAAAGAUGGGUUGAUCUCUUUUCAAGAAUUCCUGGCAUUUGAAUCUGUCCUUUGUUCCCCUGAUGCCUUGUUUAUGGUGGCUUUUCAACUAUUUGACAAGAAUGGCAAUGGAGAGGUGACAUUUGAAAAUGUUAAAGAGAUCUUCAGCCAAACAAUUAUUCAUCAUCAUAUCCCUUUUAAUUGGGAUUGUGAGUUUAUACGGCUCCACUUUGGAUUUGACAGGAAAAAGCACCUCAGCUAUUCUGAAUUUACACAAUUUUUACAGGAACUACAACUUGAACAUGCAAGGCAAGCUUUUGCACUCAAGGACAAAAACAAAAGUGGUACAAUUGUAGCAUUAGAUUUCAGUGAUAUCAUGGUUACAAUUCGUUCACAUAUGCUCACUCCUUUUGUUGAGGAGAAUCUUGUUUCAGUAGCAGGUGGAACUAGUUCUCAUAAUGUCAGCUUUUCUUAUUUCAAUGCUUUCAACUCUUUGUUGAAUAAUAUGGAACUGAUUAGGAAGAUAUACAGCACUUUGGCAGGCACCAGAAAAGAUGUGGAAGUUACUAAAGAGGAGUUUUCUCAUGCUGCCAAUAAAUUUGGACAGAUUACACCUCUGGAAGUUGAUAUCCUUUUCCAGCUUGUGGCUCUGUAUAGUCCAACCGGACGAGUCUCUCUGGCAGAUAUUGAAAGAAUAGCACCAUUGGAGGAAGGAGCCCUACCCUAUAACCUGGCUGAAAUCCAGAGGCAGCAAUCAUUCAGUGAUACUAGAAGGCCUAUAUGGCUCCAAGCUGCUGAAUCUGUUUACAGGUUCACUUUGGGCUCAAUUGCUGGAGCGGUGGGAGCAACUGCAGUUUAUCCUAUUGAUUUAGUGAAGACUCGAAUGCAGAACCAGCGCUCUACAGGAUCCUUCAUUGGAGAACUGAUGUACAAAAAUAGUUUUGACUGUUUCCAGAAAGUUGUGCGUUAUGAGGGGUUUUUUGGCCUUUAUAGAGGUCUUUUACCACAGUUGUUGGGUGUUGCUCCGGAAAAAGCCAUUAAACUUACUGUAAAUGAUUUUGUGAGAGACAAGUUCACACAAAGAGAUGGCUCAAUUCCUGUACUUGCAGAAAUCUUGGCUGGUGGCUGUGCUGGAGGCUCUCAAGUAAUCUUUACAAAUCCAUUGGAAAUAGUGAAAAUUCGAUUGCAAGUUGCAGGAGAGAUUACCACUGGUCCUAGAGUCAGUGCACUUUCUGUAAUGCGUGACCUUGGAUUUCUGGGUUUAUACAAGGGUGCUAAAGCGUGUUUCCUUCGUGAUAUCCCAUUCUCUGCAAUCUACUUUCCUGUUUAUGCUCACACUAAGCUAUCCUUUGCAGAUGAGCAGGGUAGGUUGGGUCCAUUGCAACUUCUUGCAGCUGGUGCUAUUGCAGGUGUUCCAGCUGCUUCAUUAGUAACUCCUGCAGAUGUCAUCAAAACAAGACUUCAAGUAGCAGCUCGUGCUGGGCAAACUACCUACAGUGGUGUUAUUGAUUGUUUCCGAAAGAUCUUUAGAGAAGAAGGUCCUAGAGCAUUUUGGAAGGGAGCAGGAGCCCGAGUCUGUCGGUCUUCUCCUCAGUUUGGUGUAACUCUAUUGACAUAUGAACUUUUGCAAAGAUGGCUUAAUAUUGACUUCGGGGGAAUCAAACCAGUUGGUUCUGAGCCUACACCAAAAUCUAGGAUUUCUGACCUUCCUCCAGUCUCUCCUAAUCACAUUGGAGGAUACAAACUAGCUGCUGCUACUUUUGCUGGUAUUGAAAACAAGUUUGGGCUUUACCUGCCUAAAUUUAGAUCUUCAGACCAUCCACAGGUAUUGGCUGUUUCUCCAAAGUCUUAGGAGAUCUCUUUUAUGAGGUGCAAUCAAGUAACAUGGAGCAAUGUUGAAAAUAAUAGCUGCAUAUUGGUGGAGGUCAGUUCAAAUUUGAUUGAAAUCAUGUAUUUCCUAAUUAAAUUUUUGUAUUAAUAUGUCUGAAUUGUUUGCAUUGCAGAAAAUUGUCAUCAGACAUUAUUUGUAUAAUUUUAGAAAUCAUAAAAGACAAAAACAAGGAAAGUUAAUGCAGCUAGAAAUACUUAAAACAAAUUAAGUAAUGAUUGUUUCAGAAAGCAGUGUAUACAGUCGGUGAUUCUGGUUUGAAGAGUUAAUUCUUCUGUUAUGCUAACUCAUGAUCACUUUAAACAAAAAAUUAUUGAUGUGCUUUUCCUUGGUCAGUCAUUUUCCUCUGUUGCUUAUUGAUGCAUCAGAAAUAGUUCAAAACAGUACUUGUUGAGAACAGUACUAUAUUAAACUUGGUAUUCAUGAAAAAAUAUCUAAUGUUACAAAGACUAAUGCACAUCUUAUUUUGUUGUCUCAAUGGCUUAUUUUCUGUUUAUUAAAAUUGUGGUAUACAAAGUUAUAAAAAUAGUUUCACAGUAAUAUGACUGGAUCUAAGAAAAAUACCUACAAAAUUGAAAUCCACCUGCUUUCUUGAAACUGUGAAUAAGAACAAUAAACUGUGAAUGUGGCAGGUUGGUUAUGUUGUUUUAGAUAUCAAGAUUCCAGCUCAGUUAUGGAUCACGAUUAAAGAACACUCUCCAAUUAUUGGCAAUGAGUUAUGGCAUUUCACAAAGAACAGUUGCAGCAAAAUAUUUUGCCAUUAACUUUUUUACGCUCUUCACCUUAUCCUGUGUAAUAGAGUUGCCUACUUCUAGGAUUUUGCACAAAAUCUGCAUGUUUGACAUACAGUGAAAGCAUGAUCUUCAUGCUAGGUUUAAGGAGGAUUCCAAUUCAUGGACCUUGUGGUAAUUACACUAUGAGGCAGAGGUAAUAAUAAUAAUACUGAUUUGUUACUCUAAGAGGAAGGUAGAAAUAUUCAGGUUCAAGAUGUUGUGACUUAUGGCAUUCAUCAAGGGUAUUGUCUUUGGUGGAAAAGUAUACCCAUCAUAGUAGAAAAGUUGGUCACUUCAAGUCUAUUAAAGCCAGUAAUUGCAAGAUAAAUAAAUAAAUUGAUAUUAUUCUUUGUGUUUACCUUUAUAGCUGAUUUUAAAUAAAAUUAUUAUCCAUG
This is a messenger RNA of Hypanus sabinus (Atlantic stingray), 3280 nucleotides long. It is a transcript of the gene slc25a12, whose product is annotated as solute carrier family 25 member 12. Gene Ontology annotation, molecular function: L-aspartate transmembrane transporter activity; calcium ion binding; L-glutamate transmembrane transporter activity. Lineage: Eukaryota; Metazoa; Chordata; Chondrichthyes; Myliobatiformes; Dasyatidae. The transcript has 18 exons. Gene Ontology annotation, biological process: aspartate transmembrane transport; malate-aspartate shuttle; L-glutamate transmembrane transport. Bases 46 to 2076 code for a protein of 676 amino acids. The record is from RefSeq and is a predicted model, not a curated record.